AUGCAUCCUCAUUCACGUUACCAGGAUCUGCUGGGAAGUGAGAGGCCCGAGUAUUUCCAAGAGAGCCAUGAGUGCGAGAGUCCUGCUCCGUACUGGCGUGGCCAUGAAAUGUUUCCUUGCAUUGAUCCCCAACUUCACUCUCUUCGAAUGGGCGACACACACAACAAUGCCCAUUAUCCCGGAUCGAUUGACGCUCACCGUUUCUUGACCGCCUAUGAUCCCAUUGCCCAUGGCUUUAGCCCCCCUUACCAACGCCAUGAAUCCGAAAGUGUGCUCUUCCAACUUGGUGUUCUCAACCCCUGGAACGACAAUUUUGACGAGUGUCGACACCUCCGUUAUCUGUCGCCGACCGAUCCUUGGGGAAACACCCUAUCCAGCACCGAGUCUUCUGUCAGCGAUUAUACUCUCAGCCCAGAUGUUGUGCGACGCUCCCACGAUUUUCCUUUCCCCCAACGGAAUCGGGAGUUCGAUGGCCCUUCAGUCGGGGCGUCGUCAGCCAUCAGCCACUCCUGGCCGCCACAACCUUCUUUUGUGCCCACGCUCCCCUCCCCACCGAUCCCGUCCAGUCAUCCUCCAUUGAGCAUGAGAGACCUCCAAGUCACGAGAGACCCAGAACCUGUCGAAGAACCCAUGGACGACAAAGACGCCCUUCAUCACAAACUCCAUCUCCCCGAAGAGCUCGAGUUGUCAGAACAGGCCAUGAGUCCUGCUGAUUCUGGCCUGGGACAGUCGAUUCACGACGACGACGCCGUCAAAGACGAGGAGAAUGAUUGUGGAGCUCGCGAGAGCGACAACGAUUCCGAAUUCCUCCCGGCUCAACGUACCCCACGUCGCAGUACCACCGUUCGGCGCCAUUCAUUGCGUUCACCGCGCCGCCAAGCUCCCCGAGCAGUCAUCGACCCAAGUUCGAGGGUCCAGAAGCCCUCUCACAACCGCGGAGCCUUAGUCCACAUGUCACGAUCCAAAGGCAAGAGACAGACCGUGAAGAAACUAGCUCCAGGAGCCAAGUCCUUCCCCUGCACCUUUCACCACUAUGGCUGCAGGGCCUCCUUCGCUAGCAAGAACGAGUGGAAACGUCACGUAGCAUCUCAACACCUUCAGCUGGGAUUCUAUCGCUGUGAUUUGGGAUCUUGUGCACCAGAGGUCGCCCGAAACCAGCACAAGGGAUACAACGACUUCAACCGCAAGGAUCUCUUCACGCAGCACUGUCGCAGGAUGCACGCGCCAUGGGUCGGGACGAAGAAAAGCGCGGAGAGUGUGACGAAGAAAGAGAGAGACAGCUUCGAAAAGCAACUCGAGGACAUUCGAGCCCGUUGCUGGAUUGACCGCCGCAAAGCUCCCGCCAAGAGCAAAUGUGGGUUUUGCGGCCAAACAUUCGAAGACCCCAAAGGAUGGGAAGAGCGAAUGGAACACGUCGGCCGACAUCUCGAAAGAGAUGGUUCCAAGAUUGAACAGGAAGAGGUCGAUGACGGUCUCAAGCAAUGGGCCAUAGCCGAGGGUGUUGUGCGACCGGGGAGGAGGAAGGGCGAGUGGUGGCUUGUCGGGUUUGAGCCGGAACCGAAUCGGACACCGCGAGGGCAAAGAAGGAGCAGAAGACUCAUCGUCGAGCAUGAAGAGUCAGCCGAGGAGGAGAAUGAAGAAGACACGGAUAAUGACGAUGAAGAAACAGAGGCAGAAGACGAAGACAGCAUCGAGGUGCACCGAGGAGACGUUCCGAUGGAGACUGAUGAUAAUGAUGACUCUGACUCCGACGAUGCCGAUGUCGAUGCCGACUCCGAAACCGACGCCGAGGCAGAAGAAGACUGA
Molecule: messenger RNA, 1806 nt
Organism: Rhinocladiella mackenziei CBS 650.93
Lineage: Eukaryota; Fungi; Ascomycota; Eurotiomycetes; Chaetothyriales; Herpotrichiellaceae
Exons: 1
Coding region: 1-1806 (601 amino acids)
Molecular function (GO): DNA-binding transcription factor activity
Source: RefSeq, a predicted model, not a curated record